Molecule: messenger RNA, 1170 nt
Organism: Fusarium pseudograminearum CS3096
Lineage: Eukaryota; Fungi; Ascomycota; Sordariomycetes; Hypocreales; Nectriaceae
Exons: 1
Coding region: 1-1170 (389 amino acids)
Source: RefSeq, a predicted model, not a curated record
AUGGCUCCCGCCCUCAUUCGCACAUUGCGCAGUGCGCCUUCGCUCACACAACACGCCCCUAGAGCUGCCGAGGCUUUCUCUUCACUCCAGGGACAUCUGCUCGAGGCUUCCAAAGUACUCAACACUCGAGGCGACGAUGAUAAAGACAGCAACAACAGACACAAGCCAUCUGUCGAGCCCGAGUCAGGCUCUUUCGACCCUCACAACAUCAACAAUGCGGGUUUCUUCUUUCUCUUCGCUCUGAUUGGUGUCGUCUUCGUUUGCACCGGUAUCUGGUUUUUCUUCUGGGCCAAGAACGGUGGUUUCCAAUUCAAGGAGGAGGAUUGGGAUGACUACAAAUCUACUGUACUGCGACGCACAGGACCUAACGGCACUAUUCUUUCCAAUGCGACUCGGCCAACAAACCUCGGUGGUGGUAGCGUAUACAAGGACGUUGAUGACGAUAACACAACCGUUGUUACAGAGGGCACGACACUUACUGGUAUUACAGCUGGAGCUAGCGACAUUUAUGCCCGUGAGAAGCGUCGCCGCAAGCAGGAAAAGCGAGAUCGUGAGCGUGCAAAGAAGGGCAAGAAGACCAGCCGUCACGUCGGUGAGGAGGGUGUCGAGGAUGAAGAUGCCGAACGUGCUGCCAAGAAGGAACUCCGCAACUACCGCCAUGAAAGAGCUGCUCGUGUCGGCGGUUUGAACAAGGAAAGCGAAGGCUCUGAGUGGGACGGCUCUACCAACAACGGCACCGAAUCCAACGUUUCAACCAACCUCCUCUCCGAUCGCCAGACUACACCUACGACUACACCUACCAAGGCCAAGGCCGGCAUCCGCAAGGUUUACUCUACCGCUGAUCGUCGCGAGAACCGUGAGGCCGAGCGUAUGCGUGCUGAGGCCCGUCGUCUACGUGAAGCUGGCCGCAAUGCGCGCCGCGACUUUAGCUACCAGCGUGCCGAAAGCUACUCCCGCGCCGACACCCAGGCCGACUCGCAGGUGAGCGAGAGCCUUCUCGACGGAUCGCAGGUGACUCGUACCACGGACGAUAGCGGCGACCUGGGAACCAAGAGUUAUCACCACCCGAUGCCUGAGUUGAGGGAGUUGGAGAAGGAGCGUGCGAGAGAGGAGAGAAGGGCACGCAGAGCGCAGCGAGAGUACCGCCGGGGUCGAACGACAGAGGAAUAG